AUGUCCGAAGAAAAUCAGAAUAAAUUGGAGUACAAAUUGGGCACGGAAGUUGUUCGUAUUGAAUACGAGGAUAAAUGGGGUGCAUCUGUUCCUCCACUUUAUCAAAGUGCCACAUUCAUGGCUCCAGAUAUUGAGCAUAUGGGAAAGUAUGACUACACUAGAUCAGGCAACCCAACAAGAACAGUCUUGCAAAGACAUCUAGCUAAAAUAAUUGGCUGUAGACAAGUUUGGGCAGUGAACUCCGGUAUGUCUUGUCUUGAUGUUAUAGUCAGACUUUUACAUCCCGGGGAUGAGGUUGUUUCAGGGGAUGAUUUGUAUGGUGGAACGGACAGAUUGCUCACUUACAUCAACAACAAUGCAGGCAUCAAAGUUGGUCAUUACGAUAUAACCGAUACGGAACUGAUCAAGUCGAAGAUUAAUAAGAAAACUAAAAUGGUCAUUCUUGAAUCUCCAACCAACCCACUAAUGAAGAUUGUGGAUGUGAAAACAAUUGCCCAGUAUGCCCACAAAAUAAAUCCAGACUGUAUUGUUGUCUUUGACAACACUAUGAUGACCCCCAUCAACAUGAAGCCUCUUAAAUUAGGUGUUGACAUCCACUACGAGUCGGCCACCAAAUACUUGAACGGUCAUCAUGAUGUCAUGGGUGGAAUUAUUGCAACCGAUAGCAAAGAGUUGGCCGACAAGUUGUAUUUUGUCAUCAACUCGAUCGGUUCUGGUCUGGCACCAUUUGACUCUUGGUUGAUGCUUAGAGGACUCAAGACCUUGGCUCUCCGAUUUGAAAGACAACAGAGCAACUGUAUAAAGGUGGCUCAAUUUUUGGAGGAUGAGGGAUUCGUGGUUCAUUAUCCAGGACUCAAGUCUCAUCCACAGUACGAACUUCACAAGUCUCAAACCAAGGGUCCAGGUGCCGUGUUCUCAUUCGAGACCGGCGAUGUCAAACUGAGCGAGAGAAUUAUACACAAUGUUGAUAUAUUCCACGUUACUGUCUCAUUUGGAUGUGUUAACUCGUUGAUUUCUUUGCCAUGCAAGAUGUCACAUGCAUCUAUCAGUCCUGAGGUCAGAAAGGAGAGAGGCUUGAAGGAGGAUGUUAUUAGAAUUUGUGUCGGCAUUGAAGAGCCUGACGAUCUUAUUGCUGAUUUGAAGCAGGCUAUUGAUGCUGCUAGAAAGGGAAUCGAGAACUGA
This is a messenger RNA of Brettanomyces bruxellensis, 1182 nucleotides long. RefSeq lists its product as uncharacterized. Lineage: Eukaryota; Fungi; Ascomycota; Pichiomycetes; Pichiales; Pichiaceae. Gene Ontology annotation, molecular function: pyridoxal phosphate binding. Bases 1 to 1182 code for a protein of 393 amino acids. Gene Ontology annotation, cellular component: cytoplasm. The transcript has a single exon. The record is from RefSeq and is a predicted model, not a curated record. Gene Ontology annotation, biological process: 'de novo' L-methionine biosynthetic process; transsulfuration.